Molecule: messenger RNA, 1418 nt
Organism: Helicoverpa zea (corn earworm)
Lineage: Eukaryota; Metazoa; Arthropoda; Insecta; Lepidoptera; Noctuidae
Product: uridine phosphorylase 1-like
Exons: 8
Coding region: 265-1275 (336 amino acids)
Biological process (GO): nucleotide catabolic process; uridine catabolic process
Cellular component (GO): cytoplasm; cytosol
Molecular function (GO): uridine phosphorylase activity
Source: RefSeq, a predicted model, not a curated record
UAGUUCCUUAUCUGACUUCGAGCUAACCAUUGCUUGCGUCCGUAGCCUGCUAUCAGCUUAACCUUGACCCAUAAAAAAAGAUUUGUCACGUAAUAUUAGAUAAUAUAUCUAUUGUUCGAGUGACUCUUGUGUAAAACGACACGCUUCUCUACCAGUAAAUUGACGAGAUUUAUUAAGUAAUUUACCAAAAAAAUAAAUACUAAGAAAGAAACGAAAGGUGUUAAAGUGAUAUCAUAAGUGCAUUCAAGAUAACAUUAAGUGACGAUGAAGUGCGAUUGUGACCGUAUCACCGUUAACAAGGACGGUAUCAAGGAACACUAUGACAACUGCCGAUCGACAUGGAAUGAACUACAUCUAGGGAAGCCUUUUCCUAAGAAUGCGGAUGGAACUAUCAAGCUAUUGAAUAAGCACCUACAAGAGCUGGAUGUAGAUGUUCUCUAUCAUCUGGGACUCGAUACUCAUAACUAUGAUCUGCCUGCUAUGUUUGGAGAUGUUAAAUUUGUCUGCAUGGGCGGCACCAAGCACCGAAUGCGGGAGUUCGCGCAUUACAUGACCGAGCUACUGGACUUGCCGAACAAGGGCGACAAGAUAGUAAACCUCACGAAGCAUUCACAGAGGUACGCCAUGUACAAAGUGGGGCCCGUGCUGUCUAUUAGCCACGGAAUAGGCAAUCCUUCAAUGACAACCCUCCUUCAAGAGGUGAUUAAGCUAAUGGCAUACGCGAAAGCUAAGGACCCCAUAUUCUUCAGGGUCGGUACCUGCGGGGGUCUCAAUAUACCAGCUGGGUCAGUCGUCGUGUCUGCCUUUGGGGUCAACGGCAAUUUGGAGAAGACUUAUGAUGUUCCAGUGCUGGGCAAGACUCGCAGACUGCCUGCGAUCCUAGACAGGAGAUUGUAUGAGGAGGUGCACUCUCUAAGUUCUGAUGCUGAUGAGUUCGGCACCUACAUCGGGGGAACUAUGACUGCCGAUGAUUUUUAUAGAGGCCAAGCCCGUCUCGACGGCCCCUUUUGCGACUACAGCGAGUCAGAUAAGAUGUCGUUCCUCAAAUCCCUGACGAACCUAGGUGUUCGUAACAUCGAGAUGGAAGCCACAGCCUUCAGCGCGUUUACCAGAGAAGCAGGCAUCCGAGCCAGUAUCGUUUGCGUCACUUUCCUAGACAGGCUGCAAGGUGAUCAGGUGACCCACAGUAAAACUAUUCUGACUGAAUGGCAGAAACGGCCGAUGAUCGUAGUUGGCAGAUACAUAGCUAAAUAUUGCGAGAAUUUAAAAGCUUAAUAUACUAUAUUACUUACUAUUAGUUACAAUUUAAUAUUUUCAAAGAUUGUUUUUAGAUACAAAAAAAAAUAUAUAAUAUGCUUAAGCUUCGUGUAAAUAUGUAUGACUGUAAAAUCAAAAUGGAAAUAAAUUUUAAUAUACAA